Molecule: messenger RNA, 3076 nt
Organism: Zalophus californianus (California sea lion)
Lineage: Eukaryota; Metazoa; Chordata; Mammalia; Carnivora; Otariidae
Gene: ZC3H12B
Product: zinc finger CCCH-type containing 12B
Exons: 8
Coding region: 549-3059 (836 amino acids)
Cellular component (GO): nucleus; cytoplasmic ribonucleoprotein granule
Molecular function (GO): mRNA binding; metal ion binding; RNA endonuclease activity
Source: RefSeq, a predicted model, not a curated record
UCGUGAUUCUCCUGAAAAGAAGUGUUUAGGCAAGAAGGCCUGGUUGCUAAGCAGAGUGUAACAGGAAGCUUCAACUGUAAAGUUACUAAGGAAUCUCUCAUUCCACGGCUUUGGAUUAUUUUUUACAAUUCUGACUCAGCAACAGAGGAUAAAAAACCAUGAUAUGAUGAAUAAGCCACACAAGUAAGAAAUACAGAUGUGGACUAUAGACCUCCAAAGUAGAAUUAAGCUGGUCGAGGAUAUGUGCCAGACAUUGGAAAAGUUAAGAGAUUGCUGCUUCUCAUGGAUACUGUGGUUGUGAAGUUGUUGGCAUGUCAAGGCCACAGUUAAUAUGGGGAAGGAGAUGAGAAUAGGGCAAACUACAUUUUCUGUUAUUACCAAGGUUCAGCCAGGGACUGAUAACAUCUGAACAUACCAAACCAAACAGGCAAACUCUUGCACCAUCAUUACCACCACAUUUUACCACAAAAGAAUGUAACUGUAUGUGGAUUCCAAGCAGGCUAAAAAGAAAAAGAGCUGAUUAGACCUCAGACUGCCCACUGAACGGGAUGACGGCCACGGCUGCAGUGGAGACACCAAAAAUGGAGAAGAAUGCCUCCAAGGAAGAGAAACAACAGUCUAAGCAAGACAGCAUGGAGCAGAGCAAUGCUGAGUCUGAAGAGUGGAUAAACUCUGAAAGUGACCCUGAACAGAUGAGCCUUAAGAGCAGCAACAAUGACAAUAGCUACCAACCUGGGGAUGCUCAGCUGAAAAAAAAAGAAAUUCCCUCUAAGCCACACCGUCAGCUCUAUAGAUCACCCUGCUUAGAUCAUCCAAGCUUCUCCCAGAGCAGCAUUCUGCAAGAGGGGAAGCUUGACUUAGAAAAGGAAUACCAAGCCAAGAUGGAUUUUGCUCUAAAGCUGGGCUAUGCAGAGGCACAGAUUCAAUCAGUAUUGAACAAGCUGGGCCCAGAAUCACUUAUUAAUGAUGUAUUGGCAGAGCUCGUCAGACUUGGGAACAAAGGUGAUUCGGAAGGGCAGGUCAGCUUGAGUCUGUUAGUGCCUCGGGGUCCCAGCUCCAGAGAGAUCGCAAGCCCUGAACUGUCUCUUGAAGAUGAAAUAGACAGCAGUGAAAAUUUGAGGCCAGUUGUCAUAGAUGGAAGUAAUGUGGCAAUGAGCCAUGGGAAUAAAGAAGAGUUCUCCUGCAGAGGAAUACAACUUGCUGUGGAUUGGUUUCUAGACAAAGGCCAUAAAGAUAUUACUGUAUUUGUGCCUGCAUGGAGAAAGGAGCAAUCCCGCCCUGAUGCACCAAUUACAGAUCAAGACAUCCUACGUAAACUGGAGAAAGAAAAGAUUCUUGUCUUCACACCAUCCCGAAGGGUCCAGGGCAGGAGAGUUGUCUGUUAUGAUGACCGGUUCAUAGUCAAAUUGGCUUUCGAUUCCGACGGCAUCAUUGUAUCUAAUGAUAACUACCGAGACCUUCAAGUUGAAAAGCCAGAAUGGAAGAAGUUUAUAGAGGAGCGGUUGCUGAUGUAUUCUUUUGUGAAUGACAAAUUUAUGCCUCCAGAUGAUCCUUUAGGACGCCAUGGCCCAAAUCUUGAAAAUUUCUUGAGAAAGAGACCUGUUGUUCCGGAGCAUAAGAAGCAACCCUGCCCUUACGGCAAAAAAUGCACCUAUGGCCACAAGUGCAAAUACUACCAUCCAGAGCGGGCCAACCAACCACAGCGUUCAGUGGCUGAUGAGCUCCGCAUCAGUGCCAAACUGUCCACAGUGAAAACCGUGAGUGAAGGCACCCUGGCCAAGUGUGGCACAGGGUUGUCUAGUGCCAAAGGUGAGACAACCUCAGAAGUCAAACGUGUGGCCCCCAAGCGCCAAUCGGAUCCCAGCAUCCGGUCCAUGGCUGUGGAGUCUGAGGAAUGGCUGUCCAUUGCCCGUAAGCCUGAGGCUAGCUCUGUCCCCUCACUUGUGACUGCCCUAAGUGUCCCCACAAUCCCACCCCCCAAAAGCCAUGCAGUGAGUGCACUCAACACCCGUUCGGCCAGCAGCCCAGUGCCAGGAUCCUCUCAUUUCCCCCAUCAGAAGGCCUCACUAGAGCACAUGGCCAGCAUGCAGUACCCCCCGAUCCUGGUUACCAACAGCCAUGGGACCCCUAUUAGCUAUGCUGACCAAUACCCAAAGUUUGAGUCCUUGGGGGACCACGGCUACUACUCAAUGUUAGGCGACUUCUCCAAACUGAACAUCAAUAGCAUGCAUAAUCGAGAGUACUACAUGGCUGAAGCAGACCGAGGGGUAUAUGCCCGGAAUCCCAACCUCUGUCCUGACAACCGUAUGAGCCAUACCAGGAACGACAACUAUUCCUCUUACAACAACCUGUACUUGGCUGUAGCUGAUAGCCAUCCUGAAGGCAGUUUGAAGCUGCAUCGCUCCUCAUCUCAGAACCGUCUUCAGCCUUUUCCUCAUGGUUACCAUGACGCCUUAACGCGAGCGCAGAGCUAUGGUCCAGAGGAUUCUAAGCAAGCCCCCCACAAGCAGUCAGUCCCCCACUUAGUUCUUCAAGCCCAGCACCCAGCAACUGGAGCAUGCUCCAGCUGUCCUGGAGACUACUCUAUGCCUCCCAAUAGCCAUCCUGGGGCAACACCUCAGCCAGGACGUGCCCUUGUCAUGACUCGGAUGGACAGCAUUUCUGACUCCCGCCUCUAUGAGAGCAACCCCAUGAGGCAAAGACGACCUCCUCUGUGCCGAGAACAACAUGCCAGCUGGGACCCACUGCCCUGUGCAACUGAUUCCUAUGGCUACCAUUCCUAUCCCUUGAGUAACAGCCUCAUGCAACCAUGCUAUGAGCCAGUCAUGGUACGGAGCGUGCCUGAAAAGAUGGAACAGCUUUGGAGGAAUCCUUGGGUUGGAAUGUGCAAUGAUAACAGGGAGCAUAUGAUCCCAGAGCACCAGUAUCAGACUUAUAAGAACCUCUGCAAUAUUUUCCCUUCAAACAUCGUCCUUGCAGUGAUGGAGAAGAAUCCCCAUACAGCAGAUGCCCAACAAUUGGCAGCUUUGAUUGUUUCUAAGCUUAGGGCUGCACGUUGACAUGACAUAGGACUUUU